Molecule: messenger RNA, 1835 nt
Organism: Engraulis encrasicolus (European anchovy)
Lineage: Eukaryota; Metazoa; Chordata; Actinopteri; Clupeiformes; Engraulidae
Gene: anxa3a
Product: annexin A3a
Exons: 14
Coding region: 76-1098 (340 amino acids)
Cellular component (GO): cytoplasm
Molecular function (GO): calcium-dependent phospholipid binding; calcium ion binding
Source: RefSeq, a predicted model, not a curated record
CGCGCUACCCGGAUAUUCCGCCCGGAUACCUGCCACAGGCCUACCCUUCAGGCGCGGUGCAGUCUUUUCCUCACGAUGGCGACAGAUUUAUGGGAUGACUUGGCAAGCAUUGUUGACGCACCAGACUCUUUCGCCAUAAAGGGGAGUGAUAAAGGCAGCGUCAAGGCCAAAGCAGAUUUCAAUGCUGGAGAGGAUGUUGUGGCUUUGCGCAAAGCUAUUGAGGGCUUAGGUACAACAGACAAGACACUGAUUGACAUACUGUCUCAUCGAAGCAGCAGCCAGCGUGAAGCCAUCUGUAAAGCUUAUCUUGCGGCCACCAAUAGAACUCUGGUAGACGAUCUGAAAGGUGACACCCAUGGCAAUUUCGAGCGUCUGCUUGUAGCUCUUGCUACUCCACCAGACGUCUAUGACGCCCAGGAGGUGAUGCGAGCAAUGGAAGGCGUUGGAACAGAGGACAGCACCCUAAUUGAGAUAUUUGCCUCUAGAACUAAUCAGCAAGUCAAGGCGCUCGCCGCUGCAUAUUUGGAAGAGACGGAGAGAAAGUUGACCUUUGACCUGAAAAAGGAAGUCUCUGGACAGUUUGGCGAUGCCCUUCUCCUUCUGGCUCAGGGGAAUCGAGAUGAAAGCAUUGCUGUGGAUCAGAACAUGGUCAAAGAAGAUGCCAAGGCUCUAUAUGACGCUGGAGAGAAGAAAUUGGGGACUGACGAAGACAAAUUUAUCGAGAUCCUCUGCAAACGAAGCAUACCUCAACUACGGCAAACCUUUGUGGAGUACAAGGAAAUCAGUGGAAGGACCCUUCAGAAGAGCAUAGAGAGAGAGAUGUCUGGUACCCUGGAGGAACUGUUGGUGGCCAUCGUGAAAUGUGCGAAGAAUGUUCCAGCAUACUUCGCUGAGAGAUUGCAAUACAGUGUGAAGGGUGUCGGAACAGAUGAGAAAACGCUGACCCGGAUCAUGGUCUGCCGCUCCGAACUAGACAUGCUCGACAUCAGAACCGAGUUUAAAAAACUUGCAGAAAAAUCCCUUCAUGAUGCCAUUGAGUCGGACGUGUCGGGGAGCUUCGGGGAUUGUUUGAAGAUGAUUUGUGGAGGGGAGGACUGACACAAAGUUGAUUGUUGAAUCGAAUGAAUGAGUGACUUUCUCUGAAAUUCAAAAAAUCUUUCAAUAUGUAAUGGCCACUCCUGCGAGGGUCAGUCUAGCACUACAGCGAUGCAGCAUGGAAUAGUAGCUGAUGUCUAUCUCAAGACACUCCAGUGGAUAUACUGUACCUUGAGCUUAAACAUUAUAUAAUGUUGUUGAAAAUGUCAUUUUGUACCAAAUGCCUCUGUCUUCUGAUGAAGUGUCCUGGUACAGUACUAGCCUGCUCAUUCUAUUGUCUUUUCAUUUACAGUCAGACACCCACGGUAAAUAUAGGAAAACUCUGCUGAAUAUCUGUGGAGGAGAUGACUUUUAGGAGGGACUGUGCAUGUAGGAUGCAGAGGUUGUUUUUGUUUUAUUUUUUUAUUUUUUAUUUUACCUGCUGGGUGUUUAUCACCAUAGAAUACAGAUACAGUAAUGUGAUGCAAUAACAUCAGUUAUUCCUUUGUAUUUAUGGGAUUUCUUUGUAAAAUAUAACUGAAAUAUGAAUAAAACGUUUGAACAAGAAAGACUGAUUUAGAAGCAUUAUUGUUACCACCUUGUAUUAUUUUUAUAGACCAGCAUUAUUGUUACUCUAUAGGUUGUAUAUAGGCCUAUUACAAACGCAGUAGCCAUAAAAAAAUAAAAAAUAAAGAAUUUAGGCCUACACGCCAAUCAUCAACUCUGCAUGCGAUGAAUUGAAGAAACCCGCAGUUCAUACA